GUAGACGUGGCCAUGCGCUGUUCCACCCUUCUGGCCAUCCUGACAGGGGUGCUGCUAUACCUGGUCCUGGGGGCGCUGGUAUUCCGCACCCUAGAAGCUCCCCAGGAGAUCAGGGAGCACAGGCACUUGCAGAGUGCCCGCCUCGCCUUCCUGAAGAACCACUCCUGUGUCAGCCCUGACCACCUGCAGGAGCUCAUACAGGAGGUGGCCAAAGCCAUCGGAGCGGGCGUGGACCCUGUCAGCAACUCCUCGGACUUCAGGAGCAGAUGGGACCUGGCCAGCUCAUUUUUCUUCUGUGGAACCAUCAUCACCACCAUUGGUUUUGGGAACAUCUCCCCAAAGACAGAUGGGGGCCAGCUCUUCUGCAUAUUCUAUGCCCUGGUGGGGAUCCCCAUGUUUGGCAUUCUCCUGGCGGGGGUAGGGGAUCAUUUGGGCACGGGGCUGAGGAAAGCCAUUGGCAAGAUUGAAACACUCUUCCUGAAAUGGCGCGUCAGUCCCACGAUUGUUCGUGUCAUCUCUGCUGUCCUCUCCAUCCAGCUGGGCUGCCUGCUUUUUGUUGCUGUGCCAACUGUGAUGUUCAAAGAGAUUGAGAGCUGGAGCCUGCUGGAGGCGGCCUACUUUGUGGUCAUCACGCUGACGACUGUUGGCUUUGGGGACUACGUGGCGGGUGAUAGGGCAGACAGUGACCCCUUGUACAAGCCUUUGGUGUGGUUCUGGAUCCUUGUUGGCCUGGCCUACUUCGCUUCCAUUCUCACCAUGAUCGGUAACUGGCUCAGAGUGCUAUCCAAGAGGACCCGUGCUGAGAUGGAGGAGCUCAGAGCCCAUGCCACCGACUGGACCCAGAACAUCCAGAACAUGUCAGUCGACUUCCGCAUCCCCAACCGGCUCGACCUAAACGACACCUUCCACCGACGACGCAAGAAACGGCACUGUGGCCAAAACCCCCGCAGCCAUAGGACGGGGCAGAGCUGGGCGGGUGCAGUGGGGGCUCAAGAGGGCAGGACCGGUGGUGAGAACGGACACCUCUCCUGCUGGUCUGAGUCGGGAUCCUCGCUGUCCUACUCCGGGGAGUCUGAUGAGUCAGCCUCUGGCUCUGAGGCCCCCGAGGCAGCUCCAGCUGGUGUGGGAGGUGACAUAGUGGCCUGCCCUUCCUUACCUGACCCCAUCAGUUCCCAGCCCCUGGACUAUUUUGGGGAGCAUCUGGCUUACAUCGACGAGUCCUCAGAUACUCUGAGUGAGAGGGUAAAAAUGGACCCACUGCUUGAACAUGCCCACCGCAAUUCUGCACCCCCUUGCAAGCCCAAGAGGAGAUGCUCCAAAAAACUGCCCCAGAAAAGCCCCAGAACCUGUCUCCAUGGCAACCUGGACAGGAAGGCACCCAACGGUGACAUCCAUCCACCAUCUGACCCGCCACCACCUCCUCCAGAACCACCAGAGAGGAACUGAGAGUCGACAUGUAGUGCAGGUCCGCAUUGGAAAUGUAGUCAGAAACCCAGUCAGUAUAAGCAAGCAUUGAGACCAGCUUUCAGAAGAGCUCUCAGGGCUGUGUCCCUCUGGCCCUCACCUUAGCUUAGAUCCACAGUUGAGGAAUUUGAGGUAUGCUAAGACUAUUCGGACAUUUAGGGUAUUAAAGAGCCAUCCCACCCCCUCCCAAUUUACACCCCUAAAUGGAGACCUGAUCACAGGCUGGAUUAGAAUUCUUCUGAUUCAUGGGAGUGGGGAAGUACCUGGGGGAGGGGGGAUGGCUUUGAAGUCAAAUGAAGUAUGAAACAUGUAUGGCUGAAUGUAACCCAGCAAAAGUAAGGUAUUUGUGCGUGUGAGUAACAGAGGGAGAGUAACAGGUUGGUACCCAGUUAUCAUGUAGACAAAGCUCCUGCCCACAGGAAGUGCCUCCAAAACUCACCACCAAUCCCUGACCAGCAAGCUUCCACAGUUUCCAGCAUGGGAACUCCAUUCAGUGGGAUUCAGUUUCUUCUCUUGUAAACUGCCUUACCUCAUCUCUGCGUUACAGAGCUGAACCAGCAGCGGGCAGACCACAGGUUCCCUGGCUUCUCAGGCCCAGAGGCUCAUCUCUGUAGUGCCUUGGAGCAAACUCCUGUGUCUGAACUGCAGGUUCUCAACAGCUAAGUGCAAGGGC
Molecule: messenger RNA, 2137 nt
Organism: Megalops cyprinoides (Indo-Pacific tarpon)
Lineage: Eukaryota; Metazoa; Chordata; Actinopteri; Elopiformes; Megalopidae
Gene: kcnk4a
Product: potassium channel, subfamily K, member 4a
Exons: 6
Coding region: 13-1446 (477 amino acids)
Biological process (GO): potassium ion transmembrane transport; stabilization of membrane potential
Cellular component (GO): membrane
Molecular function (GO): potassium ion leak channel activity
Source: RefSeq, a predicted model, not a curated record